CGCUUGGUGCGUGUGUGCUUACUGUCGAAUAGUCCUGGCUAGCCCUGACUGAGGUUAGACGUGUUAUGGAAACAAAACUCGAGCUCAAUAUCGUGUUAGAGGCGUGGAACGAACGGCGUGUGCGGGUUCUAAAGCAACACUUUGAAAGCAUGACUGGGGUUUGAGGUUGCUGUAGGUGACGAUUCUGGGACAAUACAAGUGUUGGGUGUGUCUUUGAAGAGCGACAAUAUUACAUCUCGCUUCAUCUUGAAUCUUCGUUGUUCACGUUGAUCAAGAUGUCGUCCCCGUCGGCUGGAAAACGACGCAUGGACACCGAUGUGAUCAAAUUGAUCGAAAGCAAACAUGAAGUGACCAUUCUGGGCGGAUUAGACGAGUUUGUGGUCAAGUUCUUCGGGCCCAAGGGCACCGCCUACGAAGGGGGAAUCUGGAAUGUGCGCGUCCACCUCCCCGAGCAAUAUCCCUUCAAGAGUCCAUCCAUUGGGUUCAUGAACAAAGUAUAUCACCCCAAUAUAGACGAGGUGUCUGGCACGGUAUGUUUGGAUGUCAUCAACCAAGCAUGGACCGCCCUUUAUGACUUGUCCAAUAUAUUUGAAAGCUUUCUGCCACAACUCCUGACCUAUCCCAAUCCGACAGAUCCUCUCAAUGGAGAUGCAGCAGCCAUGUUUCUCCAUAGACCUGAAGACUACAGGAAAAAAGUAAGUGAUUACGUCAAGAAAUACGCUUCAGAGGAGGCUCUUCGCCUUCAAGCCGGAAACGAGGUGAACAGCUCCAGUGAAUCGAGUAUGAGCGAUUUCUCGGAAGAUGAGGCACAGGAUAUGGAGUUGUAACAUUGAGCCCUGGCCGUGGUCUAGCCCGAAGGGCAUGCCACCCAAGAGACUACCACGCUAACGACAACAAUGCAGCCUAUGAAGCUUCGUCCCAGACACUCCAAAUGUGCAGGUGAUACAAUUCUGAUUCCGCUGGACAUUAAAGGCCACCAAAUCAAAAGGGGAUGAGCGACUUCGCAGUAAGUCGUCACGUACUUAAAAUGGCCGAACUGCCCAUCAAACCUGGAGUGAUAUGAACUAGUGUGUGAUGCUUCGGGCGAUUACUCAAACCACCAAACAAGUGUACGAAGAUGUGUGACUAUUAUUAAGAAGAUUGAAGAAAAACCUUCGCUCUGCUCGUUCGCUCGAGGACGAGCACUUUUCGUUUGUUUCUUCCUCUUGUUUCCUCCUACUCAAAGUGGUGGGUGAUUUCUCGAACUAUUUUAAUCCAUUUUACCCUCACUUCCAUAUGGUGCCAUUCUCACGUUCCACAAACGUAUGCAAAAAAUAGGGAUUUUCUCCACUAUCCAUGAUCACCCCCGGCUUCACCCAUCACUUGCUUGUGAUUUGUAAAUACAGUGCCACAAACCAAUCUAAAAUUGGCUCGCUCUCACCAAUAGCUCAUCAUUGAAAGAAUUGAUCACAUCCAACCACUUGACGCCCGAAUUGAGUUUGAUCAUCUUGGGAUGGAGAAAGUUUGGCCAAUCUGAGGACGCAAAUUAUUCAUCGUAAUUAUCUUUACGUUUAUCGAGGCGUUCUUGAUUUGGCCAAUCCUCGGCAACAACUUCAAACAUGGUCGUCAGACAGGGCUGGCGGAUUCUCACUCUAGGAGAAGAAGCAAGAGCUCGGCUCGCAAUAACGAGGCUAUAAUUACUGAAUCAUCUUUAAUAAAUCUCUCUCUAUAUAUAAUCAAGA
Molecule: messenger RNA, 1721 nt
Organism: Tigriopus californicus
Lineage: Eukaryota; Metazoa; Arthropoda; Copepoda; Harpacticoida; Harpacticidae
Gene: UbcE2H
Product: ubiquitin-conjugating enzyme E2 H-like
Exons: 4
Coding region: 276-827 (183 amino acids)
Biological process (GO): protein polyubiquitination; ubiquitin-dependent protein catabolic process
Cellular component (GO): nucleus
Molecular function (GO): ubiquitin conjugating enzyme activity
Source: RefSeq, a predicted model, not a curated record